AUGGAAUUCACUUUUCUUGAUACUUGCUUGGAUUUGAGUUUGAAUUCUACAACAUCUCUUGAUGAACUACCAAUUAAACAACAAGAAGUAAUUGGAUUGGGAGGAGACAUGCCAUCAAAUGAUGAGGCUGCAAGUGAUCAUUUGGCAAAGGAAGUAAAGAGAUUGAGUGGUGAAAACAAGAAGCUACGAGAAGUGCUGAGUGUUAUGUAUGACAACUAUAAUACUUUGAGAAAACAAUACAUAAACAAUUGUAGUACUAGUGGAACCUCAAGAAAACGAAAAGCUGAAAAAAUCACCUCUAGAGUAAAUUCGGAACUAAGUGAUGAAGACUCUUCGUGCAACAAAUCCAGAGUACUAGUACAUCAUCACCACAUUCAAAGAUCUGACCAUACAACUCUCCUAGUGAAGGAUGGAUACGAGUGGCGUAAAUACGGUCAGAAAAUAACGAGAGACAACCCGUAUCCCAGAGCGUACUUCAAGUGUUCAUUUGCUCCUACUUGCCCCGUUAAGAAAAAGGUGCAAAGAAGUGUUGAUGAUAAGUCCAUUAUAGUAGCAACAUAUGAAGGAGAACAUAACCAUUCAAAAGUAGUACUAGAGGCUGGUGAGGGCUCUAGUACUACUACAAUUGGUCAUAGUCACAAGCAGCCAGAGUUUAACAAGUUGUUGAUAGACCAAAUGGCGUCAUUCUUAACCAGAGAUCCCAAAUUUAAAGCUGCCCUUGCUGCUGCCCUUCGCGAAAAAACUACCCUUACACAUAAAUAGAGGGUAGUUACGUUGGCUACACAAUUAUUCAAUAUCAAGAAGGGUUGACUCGAGAGAAGACAAUGUAACCAACUAUUCGUACAAUGUUAGAGUGGGUUUAAAGUCAAACAUUAGUUGAGGAAUGGACCGAUGGUCUGCUUAUAUGGACUUGGACAAUCUUCCCCUCAUGAGCUAGCUUUUGGGGUUGAGUUAGGCUUACAUGUCAUAUCAGAUAAAAGCAAAGAGUAUGUGUUUGGAAGGCUAAAUUGGACUAGGAGGCUCAAGUGAGAAUGGGAUAUAUUAAAUUGACUUAUUUUCAAAGUGCAGCCAAAUUUUGAAUUCCCUUUUUGUAUGCUAUGAAAUGCAAGUUCAUGAUGUGACAACAUUUUUCUUAAUAUA
Messenger RNA from Solanum tuberosum (potato), 1140 nucleotides. RefSeq names its product probable WRKY transcription factor 40. Bases 1 to 762 code for a protein of 253 amino acids. Gene Ontology annotation, molecular function: DNA-binding transcription factor activity; sequence-specific DNA binding. The record is from RefSeq and is a predicted model, not a curated record. The transcript is spliced from 5 exons. Lineage: Eukaryota; Viridiplantae; Streptophyta; Magnoliopsida; Solanales; Solanaceae. Gene Ontology annotation, biological process: regulation of DNA-templated transcription.